This is a messenger RNA of Cuscuta campestris, 1534 nucleotides long. The record is from the annotation of a GenBank genome assembly. NCBI's taxonomy places the organism in Eukaryota, Viridiplantae, Streptophyta, Magnoliopsida, Solanales, Convolvulaceae.
AAGGAGUAUUAUUCAACCCUACCUGCCUUCCCUUUAGAACUCUUUCUUGCCGUUAUCCUGACUGAAUUUUCCCCAAAAUUUCUCUCUCACACUCUCUGACUCCGAACCAAAUCCGACCAGUGGACGACGUCCCACGGGCCACCACCGCUCAUCUCCGUCAUUUCCAAUGCGACCUCGCCGCCUCGCCUCUCUUUCCUCCUGAAGCGUCUUCAUGAAUUGAUACUCUUCCAUUAUUACAUAGCAUUCAUCAAUCAUCAAGGAUGAAAUCUAUUCUAGGCAUCGUGAUUUAUGCCAAUGUUGGGGUUUCUAGGAAGUUGUGCAGCUCUAAAAUGAUCAGAACCUUUUCUACGAAUCAGGAAUUUGAUGAUAGCAGUUUUAAUCAACGCUCAUUUGAGUCUGCCAAUCCGUCUGAGCAGCGGCCUAUUGAUGGCACUUUCAGGAGUGCACCAACUUUUAAACCAUAUUACCAACGUGUUGAUAGAGCUCAGAGAGAUUAUAGACAUACGAAUCCGGGAUUUGAAAAUAGCAGGAUUAAUCGAAGUUCAUUCCAGUCCCCCAAUUACUCAGAGCAAAGGCCUUUUCGUGAUUCUAUGGAUAAUAAAAGGUUCAAUCAAGGCAAAUUCGAGUUUGGAAAUUUCUCUGACCAGCAGCCUUUUGGUGAUACUACGGGGAAAACAUCAGCAUCUAAAUCCUUUUACCAUCAACUUGAUAGGGCUGAGAGAGAGUACAACAAAUCUUUUCAGGGAUCCGGUGUCAAUUCAGAAAAUACUUCAGCAUCUUUAGACGGUCUGGAUGAGAGUAUUAACACAUUGUGUGAUGGAAUGGAUAGUAAGUUGAAGGAGGCAGCUGCAUAUUUUGAGUUUGACCCUGUUGAAGUUGAGAAAGAUGGUUAUUCUUUCAGAAAGGAUGUGGCUUUUUACCCUGGGAAUACUUAUGACACUAAGGAUCUUGAUCUAAGAAAACGAGCAGUACAAAAGCCAUGGAGAAGGCCAUCAUUUCAAACGACAACAAAGGAAGUCUUGGAAAAAGCUGAUUUCAGGAAUGUUAGAUUUCUUGCCAAUUUCAUCACAGACGCUGGAAUUAUCAUCAAGAGGAGCACGACUGGAAUUAGUGCCAAGGCCCAAAGGAAAGUUGCUAGGGAGAUAAAGACUGCACGGGCUUUCGGCCUUCUGCCAUUUACAACUAUGGGAACCAAACAGUUUGUGUACGGGAGAACCAUGGAGAACCUCGAGAGCGAUUAUGCCUACGAGUCUUACUACCACAACUUUGUUGAUGAUACUGAUGCGAAUGUGGAACCAGUUGACUGAGGACCGAACCCUUCCGGUUUUACCCCCCAAUAAUCUUUCCAGUAAGCUAUGAGUGAAACUGAUUUUGCACGAGAAUUCGCGUUUUUAAGAAACCAUAUUUUGUUUCUUAGUUUUGAAAUCUGUGGAUGUUAUUGAACAGUAAAGCUGUGAGUUUUUCUCCUAUGGCCAAACUCCAAAGCAGUAAUUGAUAUUCUUUUUUUUUAUUGUCUCUGUUUCUGGGAUGCCUU